Molecule: messenger RNA, 3629 nt
Organism: Polistes dominula (European paper wasp)
Lineage: Eukaryota; Metazoa; Arthropoda; Insecta; Hymenoptera; Vespidae
Gene: sff
Product: BRSK family serine/threonine-protein kinase sugar-free frosting
Biological process (GO): intracellular signal transduction; protein phosphorylation
Cellular component (GO): cytoplasm
Molecular function (GO): protein serine/threonine kinase activity; ATP binding
Source: RefSeq, a predicted model, not a curated record
UUCUUCUUUUAUCCGUCCAGUUUGUGAAACAAGAAAAAUGAUAAGUAGAAUGAAAGAUUUAUUAUUACAAAUGAACGUUCCCGUUGUCUAAAGUCUACACGCGAUAUUACUCGACAUUUUUUUUGUUCGAGUAAUCGCUAUAAUACUAAUUCAAAGAUUCGAUCGUUUGAAAUCUUUCGAUAUUAUACCCAGUACGAUUUGUGCUACUAGAAAUUCAUCGGUUAUUAUAAUACUCCCUGGUGUUGUUAGCAAUGGCGUCGAACGUUACUACUACGUCCAGGGAAGAUUAUUUCAUCGGGGACGUCGUUGGGUUAAUUAAUGUACGUCGUGUAAAAGAAUCGUUGUUUUCGUCAUCGUCAUCGUCGUCAUUGUCGUCGUCGUUGUCGUCAUCGUCAUCGUCGUCGUCGUCGUCGUCAUCGUCGUUGUUGUUGUUGUUGUCAUCGUCAUCGUCAACGUCGUUCACGUGAGAAGAAGACGAGAUGUUGUUACCUGAUAGGUGCAGUUACGAGGAGUCGCGACGACGUAAACGACGACGAGGAAGAGAAGAAGUAGACCAUCGUCGUGACUCGAUCUGAUCAACAGUGUACUUUUUCUUUUUAUUUAUUUGUUUUUAUUAUUAUUAUUAUUAUUAUCAUCAUCAUUAUUAUGAUUAUCGUUGGUUGUUAUUCUCAAACACAUAAAAUUUCUCUUCGUAUCCUUUAUCCUCCUUUUUCAUCUUCAUCUUCUUAUUUUUACUCUUCUUUAAUUUUCAAUCAUUCAAAUUUUUAAUUGUCAUGUUAAAUCACGAUGUGUGAUAAGAAUUUCUAAAAAAAAAAAGUAUCGAUCGUAAAUCCAAGGAAAAGUGAUAUAUACCGAUGUGUUCUCAAGUUAAAAGAAAACGCGUCUACCUAGUUUGUUUGUUGUGAGUGCAAUAAAAAAAAAAGAUGAUUUAUCGAAAUAGAGAAGAUUUUUUGAUGUUUGGAUAAGUCGCGGUAAAGACGCGAUGGUUCGAUUUGUGCAAUCGAGGAAAGUUAAGAGAAAGAAGUGAUAUUGUAUAGUGUGAAAGACAAAAGGUUAGAAAUAAAAAAAAAAAGCAAAGAGAUAUAGGCUUCAAAAGCCAGUGCAAUACAAGGAUAAAAGAAAUCAAGGUUCUAAAAGGGUAGAACCCGCGAACGAGCGGGAUAAACUAUUCAACCUGGCGGACCAAGAAGAAAGUGGCUCGGCUGCGAUGCAGGGCAAGGAAAGCCCCGUCGGGUCCAACACCCAGGAGACUCAUCAGUAUGUCGGCCCUUAUCGCCUUGAAAAGACCUUGGGUAAAGGGCAGACCGGAUUGGUCAAACUGGGCGUUCACUGCGUGUUGGGCAAAAAGGUGGCGAUCAAGAUCAUCAACCGUGAAAAAUUGUCGGAGUCCGUGUUGAUGAAAGUUGAACGCGAAAUCGCCAUUAUGAAGCUAAUUGAUCAUCCCCACGUUCUCGGCCUUUCCGAUGUGUACGAGAAUAAGAAAUAUCUAUACCUUGUACUGGAACACGUAUCAGGUGGAGAGCUCUUCGAUUAUCUGGUUAAGAAGGGUAGAUUAACGCCGAAAGAGGCCAGAAGGUUUUUUCGACAAAUCAUUUCCGCAUUAGACUUUUGCCAUAGCCAUAGCAUAUGUCAUAGAGAUUUAAAGCCUGAAAAUUUGUUAUUGGACGAGAAGAAUAAUAUUAAAAUAGCGGACUUUGGAAUGGCGUCGUUGCAGCCAGCAGGUUCGAUGUUGGAAACAAGCUGUGGUUCGCCUCAUUAUGCUUGUCCCGAAGUAAUCAGAGGUGAAAAAUACGAUGGUAGAAAAGCAGACGUAUGGUCUUGCGGUGUUAUACUUUAUGCACUUUUAGUUGGAGCGUUACCUUUCGACGACGAUAAUUUAAGAAAAUUAUUAGAGAAAGUUAAACGUGGUGUGUUUUACAUACCACACUUCGUACCACCAGAAUGUCAGAAUUUACUUCGAGGAAUGAUAGAGGUUGAUCCGGAUAAAAGAUUAACGUCAUAACACGGAGAAAGUGAUCUACUUUCUCUUGUUGGAAAGAAAACGAAGAAGACCGGCAUGCGAGGACGAACUGGAAGUAAUGAGAAGUGGUGUAAGAGGAUCCGGGGGACAAUUGGAAGCCGAUCCACCAAGGAAACGUGUGGACACGUGUCGUGUUAACGGUAGUACGGCACUAAAUCUUGGACAAAUUAGUCAUGGUUCACCUUUAACACCAAGAAGACAAUCGAGUACGAGGCAUCACGCAAGACGUUCACCUAGUACCGGAUGUCACACGCAUGCAUCUCACUCUCACGCAUCGACACCUGGUGGUUCACCGUUACACGUACCAAACGUGCCAGGUCUUCUGAGUCCACACAGAUCGGUGCCAAGUUCUCACAUAAGUCAAACGAGUGGUAGUCCUCAUCGACUUUCGGCGGUAAGCACUACUACUGGUGGAAACGGUAAUUCCCCGAGUCAAGGGGUGCCCACACCAACUCCGGCCCUGGCCAAUGUCGGGAUCGAAUUGAACGAUGUUCAACCUGUGGUAGCAGUUGGUGUUACACCACCAGGUUCGCCACACACUGGUGCAGGUUCCGGUGCUUAUCAUUGGAGAUCACGAUUAACCACCUUGAAGAAUUCAUUCCUAGGUAGUCCCAGAUUCCAUCGUCGUAAACUACUAACCAGUACGGAAGAGGUUCAUCUCACACCAGAUUCCUCACCAGAAUUAACGAAAAAAUCCUGGUUUGGUAGUCUUAUGACGACAGAAAAGGACGAAAAUUUUACGGUUCUUGUUAAAGGAAAACCAUUAGCGAGCGUGAAAGCUGAUUUGAUUCACGCAUUUUUGUCGAUAGCUGAACUAUCUCACAGUGUGUGUUCACCAAUGGCAUUCAGAGUAGAAUAUAAAAAGGGUAGCACGGCACCUGCUAUGUUUCAAAGGCAGGUUAAAUUUCAAGUUGACAUCAGUGGUAUCACAAAACAGCCUAACGAGCCAUUGUUCGCCAUUACUUUUACGUUAUUAAGUGGAAAUAUUCGAAGAUUUAGGAGGGUCUGCGAGCACAUACAAUCCCAAAUAUGUACUAGAAACGUUGGUUUGAAUUUAAGCGGACAAACAAGAGCAGUACCAUCAAGUCCAAGGGCAUCACGAAAAUUUGCCAUGGAAAUGAGCGAAAGUUCUAGUUGUGGAAGCGAUACCAGCGAAAGACUUUUUCUCAAUCCUCAUCCAGCUACCAGACAGGUAGUCUGUUUCAACAAGAUCGACUCGGACAUGGAAUCGGACACAUCGGUAUUCGAUGUGAAAUCUCCUACCCAAGAAAAUGGCCGUAGAAGUUCUACGUCUACCAACAACAACAAUCCUUUACCUGGUGACACGAAUCCAACCCCAGGUAGUCCACCUAAAGCUGUACGCAGUAAUUCGGAGAGUCAAAAUACACCGGAAAAAAAGUGCGUCACUACGAUGAGCGGUAACAACAUAGCGUGAUACUAUCAGAACUUCCGUUUCGAAUUUCAAUCGAGUCUGAAAAAUAUCUGGGACAGUGCUCAGAGAUUUUGGUGAAAUUUCAUAAAGGAUUGGACAACAAUUGGAUAUUAUUAUUAUACAAGAAUAAGAAAGAAGGGAAGAUAAAACAUAACAAAAAAGUUACCGAGAAAAAGA